AGCGGAUCCUAGGCGAUAGAACGCCCUGCUUGAUACUUUUAGCGCUCGCGAGCUGCGUUGGGUUCCAGGAAGCUGGGAUGGGAGAAGGGCCGUCUGCGCCUGGUCGGGUAAAAGCGUCCAAGGGUGGUCCAACGUCACCCAGGCGCUGAUCUGAUGCUUUUCGAGUCGGAAGUGUAGAACAGCCUUCCCCAUCCUGGUGCCCCCCAAGCGUGUUGAAUUUCCAGCUCCUUAAACUUGAGAGGGAUAUGGCUGGGAAUGAUGGAUGCUGAAGUCCAGCACUUCCAGGGAGGCUGAGGUUAAAGCCCAGCACAUCUCGCACUAGACAGAAUUAGAUCAGCUGCACGAGGUUCGGGGAAGGCUCUGCUAUUGUGCUUCAGCUCUUUCAGAGUAGAGGUGCUUUAGAGUAGAAAUCAUGGCUCUAAAACAGUCUGGUGAUGCCUGUACUGUACUAGAUUAAACCCUUUUAUGCUGAUUGGAUUGAUGUGGAGUAUCUUUCACCAUUUGUGAGAGCUAAGCACCUAAUAUUUGCUGAGUUCAAAAAACAAAGUAGGGCUGGACCUGGUUUGUACAUGGAUGGAAGACCAGGAAGAAAUCCCAGGGAGGCAGGCUAGAUUGGAAGUUUGAAAAAGACUUCAGAAGAAGGGAGUGGCAAAUUCUAUCUUUGCCCAAAUGGAGGCUUUAUAUAUAUAUCUCUAGACACACACCCAGCGUUACUACAACUGGACCUUUUGGUGAGCUUUAGCUGCUAGUGAUAUGAAUGAAAGCAGUCUUGGGGAUGCCAGUAGCACACACAAUCCAUGCAAAUACUGUUCUCAGUACAGUAUCCUACUUGGAACAGAUAUUUUUGAGCACUGCCUGUACUGACUCUAAAUAUAGGACAUGGCUUCUUAGGAUUCUUACAGCAAGAGACUUCCCAGUCUGGUCUGACUCAAAGAAAAAUUCCCACUGAUUUCAUUAGUAGUUUACUUUUGAGUCAUUGCAUGCAGUCUACUGUGAGAACUUUUGACGAUUAACCCAGCAUUGUGUUGAAGAGGAAACAAUGCCUGUGGAAAGAAUGCGAAUGCGGCCAUGGCUAGAGGAACAAAUAAAUUCGAACAAAAUCCCAGGGCUGAAAUGGCUUAAUGAGGAAAAGAAGAUUUUUCAAAUUCCUUGGAUGCAUGCCGCACGUCACGGGUGGGAUGUCGAGAAAGAUGCUCCUUUAUUUCGGAACUGGGCCAUUCACACUGGAAAGUACCAGCCAGGAGUUGAUAAAGCAGAUCCAAAGACAUGGAAGGCCAAUUUUCGAUGUGCGAUGAACUCCUUGCCAGACAUAGAAGAAGUUAAAGACAAAAGCAUCAAGAAAGGGAACAAUGCUUUCAGAGUCUAUCGGAUGCUGCCGUUAUCUGAGAGGCCUUCUAAAAAAGGAAAGAAACCCAAGUCUGACAAGGAAGAUAAAAUGAAACAAAUUAAGCAAGAACCACAGGAGUGUUCUUAUCAACUAAGUAAUGGAACAAGUCCAGAAUUUUCUAAUUACUGCUUAUCUUCCACAAUAAAAACUGAAGUCGACAGUACAAUAAACAUUGUAGUUGUAGGAGAAUCACACUUUGAAGUUGGUUCUGGGGAUCAUAUGAUAGUUCCCAAUCCACCAGAUGUUUGUCAAGUAGUAGAGGUGACAACAGAAUGUGAUGACCAGCCCAGCUGUAUGAGUCAACUAUAUCCACUACAAAUCUCUCCUGUCUCCUCCUAUGCAGAAAGUGAAACAACAGAUAGCAUCCCAAGUGAUGAAGAAAACGCACAAAGUCACCUUCAGUGGCAAAAGAAAAACAUCGGUGGGAAACAAUACUACAGCAAUUUGGGGACAAGGAAUCCACCUUACCCACUUCCUGGUAUGGCCACCUUUGUGACUUCUAACCAACCUGACCUGCAGGUGACCAUCAAAGAAGAAAGCUGCCCUUUGCCUUAUAGCAGCUCAUGGCCUUCUUUCCCAGAUCUCCCUCUCCAACAAAUAGUGUGCUCAGCUUCUACCAGCUACAGCAGCAGGCCUCCAGAUCAUGAGAACCGGGCAAGUGUCAUCAAGAAAACCUCAGAUAUCACCCAGUCAAGAGUCAAGAGCAGCUAAGCCAUUCACUGAUAUGUUCCUGGCAGAUAUUAUUUUAUGGCUUUGAGGAGCAUAUCUCAUGGACGUUCUGCAAAUUUAAGGAAACAAGCCUGGAUAGUGCAGGAUAUGACUCUGUUCAACUCCAGCAUUGGAGCAUCUUAAACUCAGGACUCCAAUCAUUAGAAUGUCGGAGUUCCAAGAUUACAGCCCAGGGAAUAGAGGUUCACAUUAGUAGUACGUUGCCAAGUUUCAUCAAGAGGACCAACAGUCCCUCCCAAAUAGAGGCACUUCAUUUCUUGCAAUCACCAUAGUGGAACUCCAAACUUUUGGAAUGAAAGAAAAAAAUGUGAACUCGCUGGAUUUUUUUUUCUGCAGAAUCUAUUGUAAAUAUGUACAUAGUGCAGCACUAGCAAUAUUGCAGUCUGCUUUCGCACCUUAUUAAAAAAAAAUAGCACUUGCAAAAAAGGCCUUUUAUUAAUGAAUGGCACAUUAAAAGCUCUGGGUUUGGUCUCUCCAAGGGCUUCUCUGACAUAUGUAGCCUUGGAAUCUGGAAAUAUGAAUUAAAAAGGAUGGUGAAACUUCCCGUGUACAUUUCACAGAUUGUUUUGAAGAGUGCUUGUCUUAUUUGUGUCUAAUCUGCUAUGCUUGAAAUCUGUGUGGUACAAUAGAAGAAAAUCUAUUACAGAUAUAUUAUGCAAAUUCCUAGGUUUUAAAGAAGAAAAGUACCCUAAUUCUAACCAGAGUAAGCUUUUUUAUUUUUUUAUACAGUGGAAUAUUUUAUUCAAAGUAAAAUUCUAAAGUGAAUAUAAUUGUUUCAAGUUUUUUUAUCUUUUCUACAGCAAAUUUAUAAUUUUACAAUUUAGUGUUUUGGCUGUCAACAACUAUCACAUCUUUGUGGCACUUUUUUUUUCUUUUUCCCUCUCUUGCUCUUCCUAUCUCUGUCUCUUUUUUACAAUUUGUAAAGGUGAAAUAGCUUUUAAUUAGUUUUAUGUAGCAAUCAAAGUAUCCUGUGGAUUGAUAAUAAAUAUUAUAUAUAGUUAAGUUUUUAAAUAAAUACUUUGUCUACAUUUAUGAAAUUAUCAGAAAUGAUAGAAGGAGUGAGUUGAGAAAUAUUGUGAUGAAUGACCAGUUUGAAUGAGAAGAGAAUGAUAAAAGUCCAGUCUAAAAAAUUGUACUCCAAAACACAGACAUUUAACAAAACCCCAUGGAACUCAAUCAGAGAAUUAUAUUCAACAGGUCCUGAAAUAAAUGAAUGGAAUUUCCUAGUGUUUAAACUUGAUGGCCUCAUGAGUCUAGUUUCAAAUAAAAUACUUAAUAUUUAAUUUAUUCAUUUCUAAAAGUAUACAAUGUGUCAUUUUAUUCCAGAAUCUCAAAUGCAUGCAUUGUAGGUUUGGGGUGCUCUGCAAUUGAUUUGGAAAAUCAAAAGACCCAGCAGCCAUCUCUUUUUUUCCUCCACUUCCGCACAGCAAAUAGGUCUUACUGCUUUAAAGAAGUGCUAUGCCCCCCGCAACAUAUCUUGAACUACUUCUUCAGAACCAUUUUCAAAGCGUACAUAGCCCUAGUGCAUAUCCAUCUUGCAGAUCAGAACAUCUUUAUACCAGCUUUGGAAGUUCAGUGCCAAAAGCGUUGUUGAAAUACAGUAUUAGGGCAACUUUAAUGUAAACUGGUGGUCAACCUGGUAGCUUUAAUUCUGAAUUGUAAUUAAACAUGAAGGUUCUAUAGGGAAUCCUAGUAGCUUCAUGUUUUAGUUACAAUUCUGGUUACGAUUCCCACUUAACCAAUCUUCUACAAUUGGAUUAAGAAAUUAACCGAAAUAUGGAGUUAACAGCAAAUAAUAUUAGCAAACAGAUCCCAGGCAUUGAGUCUGUGUUGGCUAUAUAUAUUUAUAAUGUAUUUAUACUAUACUUUAGAAUCUGCUUCAGCUGUUCUCAAACUGGUUUUUGCAAUUCUUCAUUACAAUAAAAUCAAUGUGUGAAACUGGAAAAAGUUCAACAUGGCUGCAGUUCU
This is a messenger RNA of Python bivittatus (Burmese python), 4084 nucleotides long. The record is from RefSeq and is a predicted model, not a curated record. Lineage: Eukaryota; Metazoa; Chordata; Lepidosauria; Squamata; Pythonidae.